CUGACGCUGGGAGGCCGAGCGCCAGUAGGCGAACGCGGCCUGCACAGGAUCGCAGCUCGCUCUGCGCCCGAUAAGUCCAGCUUCGCGUGUUGCACAGACGCGCGGACGCAGCGAUUAAUCGGCGAUAAUUGGCCGCGCCGAGUGUGGCCUGUGCGACGAGGAAGCUCCGAAUAAACAGUGAAGCGAGCCGAGCUGGAUCCUGGAUCCUCAUCCGAGUGUCGCUGUCUGGGAGACGGAAGAGGACGCAGCCUCCGGAGUACUGCACUGGUAUAUACGUCGUGCGAGUGCCGAGUGUCGCGUAACUGCGUCGGGCGGCUGAGUGUGUGCGUGCAACAAGUCCACUCGGUGCAGCGCUCUGCGCGUAUAGAGGGAAAAGGCCAUCAGCGCGGGAGAGAAAUCUGGCCGCCGCUGAUACUAUAGAAGCAGCGAGCGAGGGGGCCGAGCCCGAGGACGAGGAUGCGCCAUGGAUGUCCUAGCUGUAGCCUGCGCUCUCGUAGCCGCGGCGCUCUACUACAACACCAUCUACGCGGGAUUCGUCUACGACGAUAGACGGGCGAUACUGACGAACGCCGACCUGAAGCCGAGCACGCCGUGGUAUCGGCUGCUGGAGAAUGACUUCUGGGGCACACCGCUGCGGGAGCGAGGCUCUCACGGCAGCUAUCGACCGCUCUGCGUGGCCACUUACCGGCUGAACUACCUGCUCGGCGGACUCGAGCCGCUGGGAUACCACCUGGUCAACGUACUGCUGCACGCGCUCUGCACGGCCCUCGUCGUUCGCAUCGCCAAGAAGGUGCUGCCGGGCCAGCGGCUGGCGCAGGCGAUAGCCGGCCUGCUCUUCGCGGUCCACCCGAUCCACAGCGAGGCGGUGGCCGGGAUAGUGGGCCGCGCGGACCUGCUCGCCUGCCUCUUCGCCCAGGGGGCCUUCCUCUUCUACGUGGACCACCAGGAUGCCGACUGGCCCGUCCUCAAGCUCGCGCUCACCCUGGGCUUCUCGCUGCUGGCGACCCUGGCCAAGGAGACCGGCAUCUCCUCCCUGGCGCUCUGCCUGCUCUGGGACUUCUGCCACAGCGAGGCCCUGCUGCGCAAGCUGCGCACCCGCUGGGCCAACUCGUCGACCAUCGUCGCCGGGAGCCUGGCCAUCAUCACGCUCGGCCGGCUGCGGCUGGCCGGCGGCCGGACCCCGGAGUUCGCGAGCGCCGACAAUCCCGUGGCGCGGCACCCCUCCCGCCUGGCCCGGGGCCUGACCUUCCUCUACCUGCCCGCGGCCAGUCUGGGCAUGCUGCUCUGCCCGUGCUCGCUGAGCUUCGACUGGGGCAUGAGCGCCGUGCCCCUGGUCACCGGGCUCCUCGACCCGAGGAACCUGCAGUCGCUGCUGCUCUACGCGAGCCUGGGCCUCGCCUGCCUCUGGGCCCUGCGCCGGCUCCGGGCCUCGGCCGCCCCGCCCGCCGAGCACCAUCAGCCGGACCCUCUGCUCCAGCAGCAGCUGCUGCUGCACCAGCAGAAGCCCGUCUACGACAGCUGCCCGGUCUGCGCGGGCCGGCGCACCGGGGCCUGCCACACCGACGGCUGCCGGGCGGCCAACAACAACAACGGGCCCGUCGCCGAGUGCCACUGCCCGAAGCGCCGCUUCCACCAGAGCCAGCAGCAGCAGCAGCAGCAGCUCCGGCUGAGCGCCGCCGCGGCCGCGAUGUCAACGCGCAGGGCCUCCUCGCUCCUCACCAUCCUCGGCUUCCUCGUCUUCCCCUUCCUCCCGGCGAGCAACCUCUUCUUCUACGUGGGCUUCGUCAUCGCCGAGAGGAUACUCUACCUGCCGAGCGUCGGAGCCUGCCUGGGUGUGGCCGCCGCGAUCUCCCAGGCGCACCGGCUCGCCAGGCGCAAGGGCUGCCCCAACCUCGCCAGGGGCAUACUCCUGCUGACCGGGCUGCUGCUCAGCUGCAUGGCCGCGAGGACGCUCUGGAGGAACGCCGACUGGCACAACGAGGAGAACCUCUACAGGUCGGCCCUGAGGAUCAAUCCGCCGAAAGCCUACGGCAAUUUGGGCAGCGUGCUGAGCGCCCAGGGACGCGUCGACGAGGCUGAGGAAGCCUUCAUCGAGGCGCUGAGAUAUCGACCGAACAUGGCUGACGUCCACUACAACCUGGGCAUCCUUCAGCAGGGCAGACGGAAUUACGAGGAGGCUAUCUUGAGCUACCAGAGAGCGAUCCACUUCCGACCGUCCCUGGCUCAGGCCUACGUGAACCUGGGAGCUACGCUGGUGUCGGUAGGCCGAGGCACCGAGGCGGUGGCGGUUCUCCGAGCUGGCGCGUCCCUCGACGGCUCAGCAUUGAAGGACAAGAAGGCCCACGAGGCAGCUCGGGUACAGGCCUUACUGCAGCUCGGCUCGCUCUACGCCGAACAGGGACGGCUCCACAAGGCUCUGUCUUCCUACCGGGAAGCGCUCAGGAUGCUGCCCGAUCAUUAUCCACCCCAGAGCGUGUACAAUCUGCUCGGGGAGACGCUGUCUCGCCUGCAGCAAUACAACGAGGCGGAAAAAUGGUUCCAGGCGAGUCUGGCAAGUCAGCCGGACCACGUACCCGCCCACAUAACUUAUGGAAAGCUUCUGGCUCGUAACUCGAGUCGCGUGUCCGAGGCGGAGAGGUGGUUCCUGCGCGCUCGCAGGCUCGCGCCGCAGGACCCAAGCGUGCAUCACCACUACGGUCUCUUCCUGAGCAUGCAGGGCCGGCUAUCGGAGGCAGCGGAGGCUCACCUCGAGGCGGCCUCCCUCUCGCGCUCGGACUACGAGCUUGCAGUGGCCGCGGCUUCGAGCUUGCGACGCGCGUCGCGCUGCGAGGAGGCCGAGAUCUGGUACAGGCACGCGCUAGGCCUGAAACCGUUCGAGGCGCGAAGCCACGCCAACCUUGGGGCCAUACUUCAUCUCAACGGCAAGUACCAGCAAGCUGCCGCCGCUUACAGAGAAGCCCUCAGGCUUCAACCCGGCGACGCCACCACUAUCACGAAUCUUCACAAGCUCGCUGCGCUGCUGGCUUAACCGGCGGCUGAUUACGCGCUUCUUCAGACUUCAGAGCUUCUCAGACGAUCCGUAUGUCUCGAGGCUUUCGAGGCGAUGUUUUCUUCUCUUUUGCGUGUAACCACACUCCGACUGUUUCGCUGAAGCGCAUAUGCAACUUUCCUCGUAACUUAUGAACAAACUGUCGACCCGAUAACCGAUUAAACAUUCACGGGCUGGAAUAAGACGAACGAACAAUUUCGAAUGCGCAUGUCUGAAAGCUUUGGAAAGUAUCGCCCCGACAGCAGAAAUUUCAUAACACACACGAGAUCGUAGAAAGCUUCCCUUAUUUUGUUCUCUUCAUUCUUGCAUGUAUAUUUGUGAUUUAUAUUUUCAAUUCUUCUUAUUCUUUCUUCAUCGACUCAUACUCGCGAUACAAGUGAAUCUCUGGACGCCUCGUAACCGCAAGCUCAAUAUAUAUAUAUAUAUAUAUA
Nasonia vitripennis (jewel wasp) is the source of this 3480-nucleotide messenger RNA. RefSeq names its product protein O-mannosyl-transferase TMTC2 (gene Tmtc2). Bases 464 to 3028 code for a protein of 854 amino acids. The transcript is spliced from 9 exons. Gene Ontology annotation, cellular component: endoplasmic reticulum membrane. Gene Ontology annotation, biological process: protein O-linked glycosylation via mannose. NCBI's taxonomy places the organism in Eukaryota, Metazoa, Arthropoda, Insecta, Hymenoptera, Pteromalidae. Gene Ontology annotation, molecular function: mannosyltransferase activity; protein binding. The record is from RefSeq and is a predicted model, not a curated record.